CAGAGACAGAAUGGCUUCUUAUAUCUCUCUAGUGUUCCUUCUGUGUUUCCCUGCCGUGUAUUCUGGCAGUCACAUGCUACAAUAUUAUGUAACUAUGUUAUCUACCUCUCAAUCUGGUCUGCCGCAAUACUCAAUCACUGCGUAUGUGGAUGAUGUGCAGUACGGAAGGUACACCAGUGACACACGCCGAUGUGAGCCUUUGUUUCAGUCUCUGAUGGUAUUAUCUAAACACUUUGAUAUUCAGACCAAAAAUGCACAAUAUACUGAAAUUACGCAAAAAGUGCUGAUGGACUUUAUUGUGGAUCGUUUAAACAAGACUUAUGAUAACAGAAACAAUCAUGUGUACCAGAGGAAGAUGGUCUGUGAGCUGCAUGAAGAUGGCACUGUCGGAUUUGAUGAAGAGGUGGCAUUAGAUGGCAAAGAGCUCAUAGUAUUCGAUAAAGAGAGAGUGGCGUAUGCACCUGCAACUCAAGAGGCUGUGCUACUGACGCAAUUAUGGACUAAACAUUUCUCCCAUGCAAAGAGCGAUAAACUAUUCAUGGAAAAUGAGUGCACUCAGCACAUGAAAGUGUAUAUAUCAUUUAUGAAAUCAUUCUUGACUAAAAAAGUGCCCCAUGUAAAAAUUUCCAGUUCAGAGUCAGAGAGUGGCAUCAAACUGCGCUGCUGGGUGUAUGGGUUCUACCCCCGAGAUGUGGAAGUGAAGUGGAUAAAGAAUGAGAGAGAUGAGAUUUACUCCGAGGAAUCAGCAAAGAUCCUGCCAAACCCUGAUGGCACCUAUCAGAUCAGAGUCAGUGUGGAGGUAACACCAGAGGAGGGCGCAACUUACUCCUGCCAUGUGGAUCACAGCAGUUUGGAGACGAUCCACAUGAUUCCUUUUGAAAGAAAGACCAAGGACUCAAAUAUUACUUAUAUUGUAAUUGCUGUUGCUGUUGCCGCCGCUCUCUUCCUUGCUUUUGGCCUGGGAUUUUUUAUACAAAGAAAAAGGAAAGAAUUUAAAGGCAGCCGGCAGAGUGUGAGCACAGAAGAACAAGACUAAGAAUCACAGCAACAGAAUUUUUUUGUGAUACUCCCUACUGGAAAUGAUGUGAAUGAAAUUUAAGUGUUAGAAUUGUGUCAAUAUCAAGUACAAAUGUUGUCAGUUACAUACAGAAACCUAGUAUAUUGGAACACAGAGAAUUUUAUCCUUAAGGCAUGACAGUGCUUGGUCAAAAAUCUGAUUUUUUCUUAAUAAUGGUAAUAGAACAGUAAUUGGAAUUGUUUAUUCCAAUUAUUGCAAGUAAUUUGUAAAUGAGAACUAAAGGGGCCAAGGUUGUGCUUCUUGGUGAUCUUGCACUUCUGUCCUGGGCAUAAGUAAAUGAGCCCACUGGUCUCAGCUGAACAGUGAUAAGUCAUAGUUAUGAAGAGUAUGGAAGGGAAAUAUGCUGAAACUGAAAUAGAAUAAAGUAUAUAGUAUAUUUUUGUUUCAUUUUAAAAAAAACAAAACCACUGGUUAGCUUCAGAUUUACAUCCGUUAAGGUGCCUUUACACUCUAUAUGCAUAAAUAAAUAUAUAUAUAUAUUUAUAUGUUGAACGCAGUAUUAGAUGAACUUGUUUGCACAUUCAGUAUAUUUUAUACACAAAGGCAUUGUAGGGCACAUUUGUCAUUUCACUGCCAUUUUCCUGUUUUUUUUAAUGUUUCUUCUAGAAUAGUUUUUAUAGUUUAAAGUUUGUAAUUAUUUGUUUUUUUGAAACCAACCGUGUCAAUUUAAUAAAAUAGUUGGUAUUUUGUGUGAAA
Molecule: messenger RNA, 1774 nt
Organism: Xenopus laevis (African clawed frog)
Lineage: Eukaryota; Metazoa; Chordata; Amphibia; Anura; Pipidae
Gene: mr1l.L
Product: major histocompatibility complex, class I-related -like L homeolog
Biological process (GO): immune response
Cellular component (GO): external side of plasma membrane; plasma membrane
Source: RefSeq, marked predicted